GUGGUGUCAUAGGUGUUCUGUGGUGGUGUCCUCUCCUGUUGAAUUCUUUCUCUAUGCUGUAGCUGUAGCGGUUGUAGUGGUUCUUAACUCUGUUUGUAGCCGCUAUUGAAGCAUUGUAGCAAGGAACUGGCUAUAGCAUAGCUGUAGUUGUGCGUGUGUUCUGUGGACGCUGUGUUGGCUGUGUUCUCUGCGUCUGCCACGGGGAGAGUGGUCGCGCCGCCCUUGCGCUUGCAUGCGGAAAAUGAGGUGUCGGAAUUGAGCGCUUCGCGUUUGCAUCGUCCGGUGCAUUCUGGGCAGUCAUUAGAGCUUGAACGCUUGCAUAACAUCCCUUGUUUCAGCUGAACCAAUGUGCAGUCCCUAGCUUCGCAAAGCUUAUGUACUUUUUGACUGCAUUACACUGCUUACGUUGAUAAUAGGUGAAGAAAAAAAAAGAAAACAGUCGGAAAUUUUAACAGCUAUGAACGAAAGCGGCCCGCGGGAUGUCGACGGCGGUGAGAAAGGAAAAGACCAACUGGUCGAAAACGGCAAGAAUAAAGUGCCUAUCGAGUGCAAGUAUUGUUCGUCGCGGAUACUCAACGUUGGCGUGUGCGAGUUGGUCAGUGCACAGACAGUGUGUUCUCAUUUUAAAACAGGAGUCGCGCUAUGCGCCUUGCCGUGCCCCGAUGCGGAGGAUAUUCUGGCAGGUCGCAGUUGGUGCGCCGUGCAUCAAUUAUAUCGAAGGGGCACGUUGUACUUUUACAGACAUGGGCGGCCUGUUGCAUACUCUGUUCUUCCUCUACGUGCCAUUUGGAAUUGUUCGUACGACCUUCCAACGGUGGAUGGGGACAGCAAGAUGGUCGAGAAGCUAACAGACUUUUGGUGUGUUAAUGACAUCUACACCUUUGAAAACAUUGGAUUCACCAACACUGUUGGUCAAACAAAAUACCUGGCCUGUGCCGACUGUGAACGGGGCCCUGUAGGCUGGCACAGCCUGGAGACAAGGAAAUCAUUCGUGGCACUUUCAAGAGUGCGCCAUCUGUAAAGUCCUUGUUGAACAUCAAAGCCUCAGUUUGGUACAUUUGUAGACAGAGUGCCUUUGUGACAGUGUGCAUUGUGCCUGGUUUCAUUAGCCUGUGAAGGUAAUACUCAGUCGCAGGUUGCUGCCUACCAAAGACAGCUUGUCAUUUUGAAUCAUUCCCAUUCAUUAACCAGGAGAGCACUGCUUACUAAAGAAACGUCUGGUUACAAGGACGUCAUUUUGUCCUUUGUAACUGCAGAUCAUACAGAGGCAUGGCUUUAUGUGUAAGCAAUGUUUUGCCAUGUUGUUUGACAAACAGCUCACAUUGGUAAUUGAAAACCAUUUUAUGCAGUGAUGCAGUGUGCUGCUGCUAAUUGGAGAAAAUAGCAAAGUUUUUUUGUUUUUUUAUAAUACGUAUUGCAGACAUAGUAGGCUAACUUAAGAGACAGUAUAUAAUUCUUUAUUGUAUACUAGACAUUGUUCCCAUAAAAUUGCAGUUUUUGUUUGGAGCUUGUGGAUUUUUACGUGUUUUGCCAUGCUAAGUAAAUUUUUCCCUUGUCAUUUACAUUGGGUGCACGAAGUGUGCAAUGAAACAAUAAUGUGUGUAUGUACCUCAACCUUUUGAUGAUAGUGAUAUAUUGAGCAAUACAUAAUAAAGCUUUGUUACAGAAUGUAUUUGGCAGUGGCAAGGUUUAAAAUCAUGAGCUGUUGUGCUUUCAAGGGUAAUACACAUAUCCUUACCCACCAUACGUAUUAUGUUGCAUAUGACUGCGGAAUAGCCUUUGUUAAAUUAGUCCAGUUGAAUUUAUCCUUUAGCAUUUUGUUACAGCUGUUUCACAAGGUGCUCAGGGUCUUUUUUUUUUUUCCUUUCUUUACAGGAAAGUAGAUGUGGAACAUGCUUAAAGCAAUAAUGUGUAGGUGCUAUGUGUGUUUCUAUGAACAAAUAUGUGCAUGCUUUGUGUCCUACAUCAAGACAAGGCAUGCAUACACCAGAUCAAAAUAAUGCAUGAGAUUUCAUUUCACACUAUAGAAAUUAUGAAUUCUAUUGACUUAAUUGAAAGUGUGGAGACUGUUUUAUUUGUCUUAAAGCCGAUACCUUAUUAUUGAUUUUAGUGUCUUAUUUGUUAUGGUGUUACCUUGACACCAAUGAUUUCAUUGCUCUCGUAGCUCAGUGUGAAUUUCAUAUUGCAUAGCAAAUUGUGGUACAUGGACUUGUGCCACUGUAUAGCCUCAUUAUUAAAAACACUUUGAGUGCAAAUCUGUUUGUUUUGCGCUCAGUGUUUUUUAAAAUGAAUCUGUUCCAACUAGGCCGACUCACACUUAUACUGUAUAGCCUUCUUCUCUCAAGGCAUAAAAUGCCCUUAUUGCUGAAAAAAAAAGGAGGGGGGGGGAAGCUUGGUUUGCCAUGGGGAUGAAUUGAAGUGUUCAAAGGAGUGCUGGCAAAGAAACAAAAUUUGUGGCCUUUAUGUGCUUUGUAAACUUGCUCUCGGCACUCCUAUUACUACUUUGUUGUGCUUAUCACCUCUGUCAUUUUUGGUGCGAAGGACCCUAAACUAAACCAUUUUCAGUGAUUCAAUUAGCAUUGCAUUCUCCAGUGGUUGUCGGAUCCUAUGCUUUGAAAACUCUAUCCCUCUGUUUCACUUGGUUCUGCACCCAAAUGUCCAAUGCACUGUAAGGGGCACUGCAGCAUUUUUUCAACAUUGUAAAUAAACCUGCUUAGUUGCUAAACAAUACUUUCAUGAACAUUUGAGCUUAAUAUUAACCCUGUACUUGCAGUCUGGAGCCUACGGUUUACUUCAAAAGACUGCCUGCUCUUUCUAAACUUCCAAAAAUUCCUGCCAUUUUUCAGUUGUAUUUCAUCUGCCAUCUUUAAAUGUGAUGGCAAUAGGCAGAAUAUCUUUAGACAUCACAACAGUGCCUUUGGCAGAAGCAGAAGUUGAAAAAUGUUAGUGGUAAAGUAGCGCACCAUCUGGUGGCGGAGAACAUACUUCACUGGUACAAUGAUUUCUAUGGUUGGGUAGUGCAACGGAACAUUGCACCAUGCAGUGUAGAUGUAAUACAGAAGUUUGUUGAGAUAAUGGGCAGAGUAUAGGAGGCAUUGUUCUGCAUAAUCACAGCUUCGAGCCCACUUAUGACGAAAAGAGGGGAAGACCAUGAGAGUAUGGCAGCAGCGCUUGAUAGCUGAUAACUUUAUUUAUGCAAAACACAUUGAAACAUUUUUUUGGUGAAAAAAUGCUUGCAGGAACCCUUGAAGUGGUAACAUGGCUUCAGUCAAAGAAACCAAAACAAUUGCUGCACUCUCUUUGUAGACCAUUUGUGAGAAGGUAUGCAUGGUUUAUGAGACCUGUGUGUGUAUAGUGGCACAGAAUGUCGCUUUAGUUGGGUGUUCAGUGUUUGCAGUCAUGUAGUCUGAAAGUACACCGUAGCGCUGAUUCAUGGAAUAAAGAACCAACUUUAGAGAAGGGAAA
Dermacentor andersoni is the source of this 3465-nucleotide messenger RNA. It is a transcript of the gene strat, whose product is annotated as RAB interacting factor STRAT. The record is from RefSeq and is a predicted model, not a curated record. NCBI's taxonomy places the organism in Eukaryota, Metazoa, Arthropoda, Arachnida, Ixodida, Ixodidae. Gene Ontology annotation, biological process: post-Golgi vesicle-mediated transport; small GTPase-mediated signal transduction. Gene Ontology annotation, cellular component: membrane; cytosol. Gene Ontology annotation, molecular function: zinc ion binding; guanyl-nucleotide exchange factor activity.